UGAUUGGUGGGUUUGCUCUUAUCGACAUUUUUAAGGGGCCCGACGUCCAUUCACUUUGUAUCAUUGUAAACAUUUUCUUUUUGAAUUGUGUGCUUGUCGUGAAAAAAUAUGUCCAAGACACAAAACAAAGCUUCCAACGGUUCGGUCGCUGCCAUUCCAGAAAGUGAGUACAGAGUGAAAGACAUGAGUCUUGCGGAUUGGGGCCGCAAAGAAAUUGAACUGGCAGAGGUAGAAAUGCCUGGACUAAUGGCAACAAGGGAAGAGUUUGGACCGUCAAAGCCAUUCCAGGGUGCCCGCAUAAUGGGCUCAUUACAUAUGACUAUUCAGACUGCCGUUUUAAUUGAAACACUGAAGGAACUAGGUGGUGAUAUUAGGUGGUGUUCUUGUAACAUUUUCUCCACUCAAGACCAUGCAGCUGCAGCAGUUGUUGCACAGGGUUCAGCUUCAGUCUUUGCUUGGAAAGGAGAGACUGUUGAAGAAUAUUGGUGGUGUACUAAUCGUGCCUUACAGUGGCCAGAUGGAGAAGGACCCGAUCUGAUCGUUGACGAUGGUGGUGACGCUACUCUUCUUAUCCACGAAGGUUUUAAAGCAGAAGAGGUAUAUGCGAAGAAUAAGACGUUACCUGAUCCCUCUUCCACUGAGAAUCGAGAGUUUCGAGCAGUUCUUUCUAUAAUUGCCGAGAGUCUCCAGAAGGAUCCACAGCGUUUCCAUCGUAUUGCUCAAAGGUUAGUAGGAGUUUCUGAAGAAACCACCACUGGAGUGCAUCGUUUAAUCGAAAGAGCUCGCGAAGGUUCUUUACUAUUUCCAGCCAUCAAUGUGAAUGACUCGGUUACCAAGAGCAAGUUUGAUAAUAUCUAUGGUUGUCGCCAUUCACUUCCGGACGGUAUUAUGAGAGCUACUGAUGUUAUGAUUGCCGGGAAGAAGGCUGUCAUUUGUGGUUAUGGAGAUGUUGGAAAGGGAUGUGCUCAAGCCAUGAAAGCUGCAGGAGCCAGAACGGUCAUUACCGAAGUGGACCCUAUUUGUGCUCUUCAAGCUUGCAUGGAGGGUUACGAAGUUGUAUUGUUGGAUGAUGUUCUUUCUGACGCAGAUAUCUUUAUUACUACCACUGGAAAUAAGGAUAUUAUAAUGGCACACCAAAUGGCCAAGAUGAAGAACAAUGCCAUCGUUGGCAACAUUGGACACUUUGAUAAUGAAAUUGAUAUGUCAGGUUUAGAGAAGUAUCCGGGAAUUAAGAAAGUGAAUAUCAAGCCUCAAGUUGACCGCUUUGUAUUUCCCGAUGGACAUGGCAUUAUUAUGUUGGCUGAAGGUAGACUUUUGAAUCUGGGCUGUGCAACUGGACACCCCAGUUUUGUUAUGUCUUGCUCUUUCACCAACCAAGCAAUGGCUCAAUUGGAAUUGUGGAACAAUCGUAAAACUGGCAAAUAUCAAAAGAAUGUGUAUGUUUUGCCAAAGAAACUUGACGAGAAGGUUGCCAGAUUGCAUCUCGGGAAGUUGGGAGCUAAGCUUACCAAGUUGUCUCCAGAACAAGCUGAAUAUAUUGGAAUAAGCCAAGAGGGACCUUACAAACCAGAUACUUAUCGCUAUUAGACAAGUUUCCUUGUUUUGGUAGAUUCCGGUCGUUUUCGAUAAAUGUGACAUGUUGUUUGAAAAUUGU
Molecule: messenger RNA, 1654 nt
Organism: Galdieria sulphuraria
Lineage: Eukaryota; Rhodophyta; Bangiophyceae; Galdieriales; Galdieriaceae
Product: adenosylhomocysteinase
Exons: 2
Coding region: 109-1587 (492 amino acids)
Biological process (GO): L-methionine cycle
Cellular component (GO): cytosol
Molecular function (GO): adenosylhomocysteinase activity
Source: RefSeq, a predicted model, not a curated record